Molecule: messenger RNA, 2520 nt
Organism: Ceutorhynchus assimilis (cabbage seed weevil)
Lineage: Eukaryota; Metazoa; Arthropoda; Insecta; Coleoptera; Curculionidae
Source: the annotation of a GenBank genome assembly
GUGGUCGAUGACCUCAAAUCGUCAUUGAACAAAUUUCAAAACAGAUAAUCUCAACUCCAGAAUAUUUAAAUUUUGUGCGAAAAUUUCAUUAGCAAAAAAUAAAUAAAUAGUAACUAGAUAAAGUGUCAGUCUUGGUCGAGAAGAGAAGACUGCCGUGGCAGCUGCGGAAUCGAGUUUCUCGUUGGAUACAAGUUCGAACAAAAACCAAAAUGUCAGUACCGAAACUAGAAUCCGUUGUGGUCCAAACGACGCCCUUCGAAGAUCAGAAACCAGGCACUAGUGGUCUCAGGAAAAAAGUCAAAGUGUUUAUGGAAAAAAACUACACGGAAAACUUUAUCCAGUGCAUUUUUGAUGCUUUAGGAUGCAAACUGAAAGGAGCUACUCUUGUUGUAGGCGGAGAUGGAAGAUAUUUCUCCAAGCCUGCGAUUAAUACUAUUAUUAGGAUAGCAUCUGCUAACGAAGUUAGUAAACUCAUCAUUGGCCAACUUGGUAUUUUCUCCACUCCAGCAGUCUCAGCUUUAAUUAGGCAACACAAAGUUUUGGGUGGUAUCGUUUUAACAGCUUCGCACAACCCUGGCGGUAUCCGUCACGAUUUCGGCAUCAAAUACAAUAUCGAAAAUGGUGGUCCAGCUCCUGAUCAAAUCUCCAACAACAUCUACGAACUCACCACUAAAAUUACUCAGUACAAAACCACACCCACUCUGGAAACUGAUAGGAUGAUUGAUAUUUUGGGUACUAGCAAAUUCAAUGUUGAUGGUAGGGAGUUUACAGUUGAAAUAAUCGAUUCUACCAAAAAUUAUGUGGCGCUGAUGAAGGAAAUUUUCGAUUUCAACAAACUCAGGGCGUUGAUUAGGGGAACUGAUAAAAGACCUGCAUUUAAUAUUUUGUUGGACUCGAUGAAUGGAGUUACUGGUGUUUAUGUUCGUAACAUAUUUGUGGAAGAACUAGGUGCUUCUCCAGACAAUAAUGUACGCCGUGUAGUGCCUCUUGACAACUUUGGAGAAAUUCAUCCAGAUCCGAAUCUGACCUACGCCAAAGAUCUGGUUGACAAACUAAAAGAAAAUGCCAGCUACGAUUUUGGAGCUGCUUUUGACGGCGACGGCGAUAGAAACAUGAUUUUAGGCAAAAACGCUUUCUUCGUGACUCCUAGUGAUUCCUUGGCUGUGUUAGCUAACAACUUGGACUGUAUUCCUUAUUUCAAGAAAAACGGUGUGCACGGGUUCGCAAGAUCUAUGCCUACUGCGGCAGCUGUUGACAGGGUGGCUGCCAAAUUGGGCAAAGAAAUGUUCGAAGUUCCAACUGGAUGGAAAUAUUUUGGAAAUUUAAUGGAUGCAGGAAGGCUAAGUCUUUGCGGUGAAGAAAGUUUCGGUACUGGUUCCGAUCAUAUUAGAGAAAAGGAUGGUCUGUGGGCAGUCCUAGCUUGGCUGUCCGUGAUUGAACAUAAAAAUAUGGGAGUUGAGGAUAUUUUGAAGGAACAUUGGAAGACUUAUGGAAGAAAUUACUUUAGCCGAUAUGAUUAUGAAGAAGUUGAAACUGAAGGUGCCAACGCCAUGAUGCAGCACCUUGAAAAUCUUAUUGUAAGCAAAGAUUUUGUUGGUAAAACUUUAGCUUCCAAUUGUAAAACUUACAAAGUCGCCAAUGCUGACAAUUUCUCUUAUGUAGACCCAAUUGAUCACUCGGUUGCUAAAAAUCAGGGAAUUCGUGUCUUGUUCGAAGACGGUUCCAGAUUAAUCUACAGAUUAUCAGGAACAGGCAGUAGUGGCGCAACGGUCAGAAUUUACAUUGAAUGUUAUGAAAAAGAUGAUGUUUUGACUGAUGCCCAAGUGAUGUUGAGGCCUCUAGUCAAUAUUAGUCUGGAUAUUGCCCAGCUUAAGAAAUUCACUGGUAGGGAAGAACCCACUGUAAUCACAUAAGCAAGUUUCUCAGGGCUACACUUAUUUAGAACAAACAUUUUUGAAAAAAUUCAUUGAACGUGUGUAGCAAAUUUAAUUGCCAUGUACUUUUUUCAUUUAAUUAAUUUUUUAUUGAUGUAUCACUUUUAAAAAAAAAAAUAUUGUAUGCUUAUUCAAAUUUUGUUAUAUUUAUUGUAUUUUUAUAUUGUUGUUUUACAUAAUUUCGAUUCUCCUUCGUUGUUGUGUUGCAUGCUGAAUUGAUUAAUAUAUUUGGAUCUAUAUUGUUCUUAUUUUUUUUUGCAAGAAAUGAAUCUUUUUGUUUACAUUGUGAAGAGAUUUGCCAUUUUUCAGAUAAAUAAUCUCUUAUGUCCAGUAGUGAUAUAGUAUGUACCUAAUGUCUGCCCAGCGAGUCUGUGUCUACGGGCAACGGUAAAGGCUUAGAGGGGAAUGCAGUUGUAAAAAAAAUGGCUGAUUUCAUUCAUAAAAUACCCAGCUGCGUGCGGAACUUUUUGCAAGUGUUAUCGUAUUGCAACUCGUACAUGAAAAUCAGCAAUGACCAAAUCUCCGCCACUGGAUAUGUCAAUAUAAAUCGAUAUUCCAAGAUGGGAGGAUAAAAUGACGUGAGCCC